This is a messenger RNA of Chroicocephalus ridibundus (black-headed gull), 1867 nucleotides long. It is a transcript of the gene PIN1, whose product is annotated as peptidylprolyl cis/trans isomerase, NIMA-interacting 1. Gene Ontology annotation, cellular component: cytosol; nucleus. The coding region runs from base 91 to 570 and encodes 159 amino acids. NCBI's taxonomy places the organism in Eukaryota, Metazoa, Chordata, Aves, Charadriiformes, Laridae. Gene Ontology annotation, molecular function: peptidyl-prolyl cis-trans isomerase activity; protein binding. The record is from RefSeq and is a predicted model, not a curated record. The transcript has 4 exons.
CGGGGAAGGGGUGGGUUCGGCCCGCCCCCCUCCCCGCGCCAAUGGGGCCGGGCCGGGCGCGGGCGGUGCGGGAGGCGCAGCCGAGGGAAGAUGGCGGAGGAGGAGAAGCUGCCCGCGGGCUGGGAGAAGCGCAUGAGCCGCAGCUCCGGCCGUGUGUAUUACUUCAACCACAUCACGAAUGCCAGUCAGUGGGAACGGCCCAGCGGCAGCGGGAAGAACGGCCAAGGGGAGCCAAGCAAAGUGCGAUGUUCACAUCUCUUGGUGAAACACAACCAGUCCAGAAGGCCCUCGUCGUGGAGGCAGGAAAAGAUCACGCGGACCAAAGAUGAGGCACUGGAGCUUAUAAAUGGCUACAUCCAGAAGAUAAAAUCGGGAGAAGAGGAUUUUGAAUCUCUGGCUUCCCAGUUUAGCGACUGCAGCUCGGCAAAAGCGGGCGGCGAUUUGGGUGCGUUCGGGAGAGGUCAGAUGCAGAAACCUUUUGAAGACGCCUCAUUUGCGCUGAGGGCUGGCGAGAUGAGCGGACCAGUUUUCACAGAAUCAGGGAUCCACAUCAUCCUCCGCACAGAGUGAAGUGCCUUGGUGACGCGUAGAAGAGGAAAGGGCGAGGGGAAGAAAGGAAAAGGAAGAAAACAAAGAAGAAAAAAAAAGAAAAAAAAAAAAGAAAAAUACAAAACCAAACCUGCUCCAACCCUGCACUCUCCCCAAACGAACUUCAUAUCCAGUUUAAAAAAAAAAAAAAAAAAAAAAAAGCUCAUUUUUCAUAUCUCGAUAUCUUCUGUGGCACCCGACACAGUGUUUUUCACCUGCAGAGGUGCAUGGUUAGCCGCGGGUGAGAACGCAAUCGGAACAAGGCGGUAGCAUCUUUCGCAAGCAGAGAGAACGUUAAAACCCGACGUUUCUGGCAUGCCACAGCUGCUCGAGUUACAUCCGCGUGUCUCCUGGGCCGAGGAAUUGUCAACGCUAAAGGUCCCGCUCCAGUGCUUCCCGCAUCCCUACCCCCCGCCGCCGCCGCCCCCGUCUCUAGACGCAGAGUAUUUAUUGCAGCGCGGAGCCGACGUGUGAACUCUGGUGCUACGACGGAACCAACUCCCCCCCCAGCCCCCGCAUGAUCGUUUCGACGCAUUUUUAAACCCCAGUGGAGGGUAUUCGCUCUGCAGCCCGCUCUGUUGGUUCGUAGAACUGAUUGAUUUACUAAAGCCAUUCGUUAAUUGACCGUCAAGGUAUCAAAGGCUGAGCCAGCUUAAGCAUGGGGCACCCAUCCCUCUGUCUCCGUCCGUAGCUUCCCUUUAACGCAGCUCGGCGAGGACCAUCCCUCUGUCCCCUCGCCCCGGUGGCGCCGGGAGCUCUCUCUCCCCUCCUGCCAUCCCUUCGAUUCGUUAAAACUUGAAGAUGCCUUUUUGGGUUCCGAACGCAAAGGAGAGAGGCGAAGGGCCAGUAAGUAGUUGCCACUGCAGGAUGGUGGGUAGCCAGCCCGAGCUGCGUAGCGGUACGUAGGAUGCUGCGUGCUUCCCAUUCCGGCCUGAAGUCACUCCAUUAUUUAGACACCACGGUGCCGUUCCGUAGGGCCGACUGUAUUGUGGAUUUUUAGUUUUAGCUAGAAGGCUGGUUUUUUUGGGUCGUCGUUUUUUUUUUUUUUUGGUUGUUUGGUUUUUUUGGUUUUUUUCCUUCUCCUUCUUUUUUUUUUCUCAAGCUCCUCUCGAGCCACUUGUGGUUUAAACACUGUAAGCCGUUGUUUUCCGGUUACACCGCAUUGCUUAUGUUUAGCGAAAUAAAAACGGGGAAAAAUGAAAUAAAAUAAUAAAUCCCGGCUUUGGUCCAGCUGUAUAGUUCCAAUUCUCUUCAGCAGAAAAUAAAGCCCUCUCCAAUU